CUAUAUUUUCAAAUGUGCGUGGAGAGUCACGUGGGGCGAAGCGAGUUAGGCCCCAAGGAGCCAAGCCAUGCUGGGGUUGAGGAAGGAGGAGAAACUUCGCGCUUGGAGGCCACCGGCUUGACGCGCAAUCGACUCACAUUUUCGGAGCGCCAUCGAAAUCUGUUUGGGAAGCGUCCUCCUAACUCCUGGGAGGAGAGGGCUGGCCGAUGUCCCAAGAGGGAAACCCGCAUCCCACUGGGCCUGGAGAAGGUCCAGAGUUGGGCGCAGAAAAAGACAAGGGCUCCUCGUGGAUCGUGCGCCCUCCAGAACAUUGUGAUGGUGACAGAACAGCUGCAGGAGAGCGAGACAUAACAGAGCCUUCAAAUAAGCAAAGCGUACAAGCCAAUACACAAGACCAGCCUGUUUUGGGAAAUUGCACUGGUGGUGAUCUCAUCAGAACACAACCUCAACGUUUGCCUCUACCAAAUGCUGUGCCACUUGAAAAGUGUAAGGAAGAAACUGGCAAAAUACAAAAUGGCCAUGCAUGUCCGAAUCAUGGGAGUGGAUUUCGCAAUGGAGUCAAACCUGGCAUACCAGAUGGCAGCAGAAGGUUCUCAGCUCCUGUUUCCCAAAAAAUGCACAAAAAAAUCCAGUCCAGCUUAUCUGUUAACAGUGGAAGCAGCAAGAAAAGCACUGCAUAUUCACAUAAAGCAGGUUCUUUACCGGAAGAUUGCUGUGUGCACUGCAUCUUGGCCUGCUUGUUCUGCGAAUUCAUCACCCUUUGUAGCCUUGUCCUGGAACAAGCGUCUUGUGGUAUCUGCCCGGCCGAAGCUUGCUGCUGCUGCUGCGGAGAAGAAAUGGGAGACGACUGCAACUGCCCGUGUGACAUGGACUGUGGCAUAAUGGAUGCUUGUUGUGAAUCAUCGGACUGUUUGGAAAUCUGCAUGGAGUGCUGUGGGAUUUGUUUCCCAUCAUGAUAAGUUCUUAUUUAUCCUUUAUAUUAUUUUUAUCUUGUAAAACAAUUGAGAGAUCGCUGAUGUUUUGUAUGUGUGUGUGUGUGUGUUUAAAGACAUCCUUUCAAAUGACACUGUUAAAUGCCCUCACAGCAACCUAGUUAUGUGCACUGUUGACAUCAUUCUAAAGAAUAGUUGAAGGAAUGCAAGCCGGUAAGAACAAAUGUGUCCUACGAUUCAUUUUCUGUGCUUUUCCUACAGUAAUGGAAGCAACCAUUUCAUCAUCAUUGUGUCUUGAUAAAGACAUAACACUGAGCCCUUUAGAAGUGCCUGAUUCCCCCCCCCCCCCAUUAUGAAUUGAUCACCUCUUUGUUACUAAGUGCCUAUAAGUGUUCAAAAGCAAUAGGGUUAGAGUAAACCAUUCCCACUAAUGAUUUCUCAGUGACAAAUACAGGUUGAGUAUCCCUUAUUUUGAAUUUUGAAAGCCUUCAAAAUCUUCCACACUUGAAAUAGUGACACCUUUGCUUUCUGGUGGUUCAAUGUACACAAACUUUAUUUCAUACAUAAAAUUAUUAAAAUAUUGUAUGUAACAUUACCUUCAGGGUGGCGCCCCUGGUUUUAUUUAUUUCGUGUCAAAAGCAUUGGUACAGCAAAUACAUUUCAAAUAAUGGAAAUAAAUAGAAAAGAAAAGAAAUCACAAGCAACUAAAUAGUUUUGGACCAAAAGCGGGCAACAGCAACCGCAUUGUCUGUAGCUUUAAACAACUCCUCCUCCGUACAUGAGGCAGGGCAUUGUGGGCAAGCAUACAUAUGCGGAGUUGUUUGUUCAGCUCCACAGUCACACAAGGUGGAGGAUUCCUCCAGGUAGUGCCACCUUGCCAAGUUGUCUUUUGAUCUGCCCACUCCACUUCUGAGUCUGUUCAGGGACUUCCAAGUUGCCCAUUCUUGGUUUGCCCCUGGUGACACAGUGGGUUAAACCCUUGUGCUGGCAGGACCUCUGACUUGAAGGUUGGGUUGCUGACUGAAGGUUGCUGGUAAGUGCAGGAAGAGUGCAGAUGAGUUCCCUUUAUCAGCUCCAGCUCCAUGCGAGGACAUGAGAGAAGCCUCCCAUAAGGAUGGUAAAACACCAGAAGCGACUUGCAGUUUCUCAAGUCACUCCUAACACAAAAAAUCCCUUCAGGGUAUGUUUGUAAGGUGUAUGUGAAACAAAAAUCAUUUCCUGUUUAGACUUGGGUCCAAUCUUAAAAACAUCGCGUUAUGUAUUCCAAAAUUUGAAUGCGAAAUGCUUUUGUUCCCAAGUACUUUAGAUAAGAGAUUCUCAACCUGUAUUAGCUUCUGCUUUAAAACAAACUAUUUUUCAAUGUAACUGCUGUAUGUUCUUCAUGUUUUAACUGUAAUGUGAAAAAAUACUUGUAUUUUGCAUACAUUAAGUCUUUGUAAGGUACAUCAGUAAUAUUCUGAUUGAUCGUUUACAGAGCUUGAACAAAUUUAUUUACAGGAUACAAGGAGACUUUUCCAAAAUCCUCUUUUUUACAGUAUGUUCCUGUAUAGGUCUUUCCCAAAGUAAACCUCAUACAAGUUAGAACAGAAUUGCAGUCUUAAAGGCCUGCCAGGUUAUUUUUAUACUUUUUGUAAUGAUUUAAGAGACAUGAAUGAUGUGCAUGAGGACAAUACAUACUGCCUUGGCUGCCAACCCAUCUCCUCCACUAACAACAAUGGGUUAAAACUGGCUGUCUGAAAGGAAGUGAAACUAGAUUAUUAUACGAGAAGUGAUUCACCAUACAAAGAAUAAGAUUCUGGUAAUUUUUUCUGAAGUUUUGAAAUGGGUGGAGACUGGAGACUUCAUGAAGUCUUUGAAGUUCUCUCAAGCACUAAAACCUAAGCUAUUUUGUGUGAGAGUUGGUACUGUAUUUGUGUCCAUUGGCUAUACAGUUGCUUUGUUCUUUCCUGGAAAUUCAAGGAACCAGCAGCUGAUGGCUUUCAAACCAGCACCAGUCCAGGGACCACAAAUUGGAUUGGCACUACUCUAAAGGGGAUGGAAUAUCAUGCUCUGGCUUAAAGUGAUGGUUCUUUACUGAAUGUUUAUGAGUAUAUUUUAUAUUCAAUUGUAAUAAAUACUUCUGGUGAUAUAAUGGAAAUUCAGACUGAGCAUGGUGCCAAUUUAUCUCAACAUUUUGAGGAGUUUUCCUUGUGAUUAUUUAGCCUUCCUGGUAAUCCAGGUUGUUAAUUGUUAGUACCAAUUUCCCAGUGAUGUGCUGCCUUGGGUUAUUUUUGGCCCAAGUUUGUAGAUCGUGUUUUUCUUUUUCAGUUCCAAACAGAGCAUCAGCCAUUUGUUUUCAUUGUAAAGAUGUAGAAGAAUGGAAGGUGAAGACUGAACUUACAAACACUGAUUUACCAAUGCUUACUACUGAGUUGUUACUGAAAAAAAAAAAGGAAAACAUAACAAGAUCAUUCCAUAUUUUCUGGAACUACUUGUUUGCUUCUAUCAUAUACUCAUGCAGAGCAAAUAUCUUUCUUUGUUCUGGGAGCUGUUAUUCCCAUUUAUUGCUACUACAAGAAUAAGAUUAUAUCCUGAACUUUCAUCUGUUGUACUUCACAGGGAAAAGAAAUAUCAUUACAAAUUUGGGUUGGAUCCAGAUCUACGUUUGAAGACUAGAGCUGGGGCGGGGGUGUCUGCAAGCAGGUAGGGAGAGGUGGGGAAAUUGGUUUCCAUAUUCAAAACAUCUAAAGGAGGUAGGUUAUUUGCAUCCAACCCAAUGAUUUUACACUGGUGUCAUUUCAUUAAUAUUUUAGUAACAGAAAAUUUUAUAGCAGAUGUAAAUGGAAGAGAACAGAAAGCUCAAACCAGCAAGAGAUGAGUGGUCUGAAGUAUACCUGAAACUGCAGACGCAUGUUAAGUUAAAUAGCAGUGCCUGGAGGGAUGUUGUCUUUCCCCCCUCUAUUUCUUUCAGUAUAACACCUUUGAAGAUGUGAUAGUACCAUAGUAAUCAAGAGGGAGUCAUAGCACAUUGGGAAGUCUUUUCUGUUGCAGAAUUGGGAAGUGUGCAUGUAUUUUGGAAAAGGGAAAGAUACCCUUCCUCAAGCAAACAUCCUUUCACUUAUUUAUAAGGCAUAGUAGACUAAACUAGGUUGCCUCAUUCUUUGAUAAUACCAGGCUAAACAAAGAGUAUAUUUGAGAAACUGUAGAACAACUUCGCUGAUUUUUGUGUGUGUGCCGCAACCAUCAUUAUAUGUCUUUGACUUUUACAGAAGAAUAUUAUGAAUUAAGCUUUUAUUAACCAGGACUGUUGACUCUUGAAAAAUGAAUUUACUGUACUGUUGUGAUUUGUAAUAGAUAUAUCUGUACAGAUUAUGUUUUCAUCAUCUUUAAAUAGUAUUUUUAUAACUUUUUGUGUGUCAUUGUUAAGUUCAGUCAAGAAAAUUCUAGAAAAAAUAAUUGGUAAUGUUAAUAUUUUUAAAAAUGCGAUAAAAUUGUUUUCUGUUUUGUCAUUUGUGUGAAAACAUUCCAGUAUUAUAUUUCCUUAUGCACUUUUCAGAUGGCCAGGAAUUAUUAGAUUAUCUGUUUUUCCCCCAAAUAAAUCUUGACUGUCUAGUUUGUUUGACGUGCUAAAUAGCUCUUACUGCUAUGUAUCGUGGAAAUAUUAGUAGUUUGUGAAAUUUUUUCUCUGCAAGAGAGCAUACUAGCGUAUAGUUCAAGAUCUUGUCUUUAUGUCAUUUCUUAAAAUUCUCCAUCAUGAUGUUUUUCUCAAUUCAAACCAUCUCUAAGGAAGCUGUAUAUAAAAAGGGUGGAGUUUCCCCCCCCCCCCCCUAUCUAACCUUUUCUGUUAACUGGAUCAUUGAUAUAAAACACUAUAUGGAAAUAAAGAAAUUUAUUUUGA
Molecule: messenger RNA, 4809 nt
Organism: Anolis carolinensis (green anole)
Lineage: Eukaryota; Metazoa; Chordata; Lepidosauria; Squamata; Anolidae
Gene: mdfic
Product: MyoD family inhibitor domain containing
Exons: 5
Coding region: 207-956 (249 amino acids)
Biological process (GO): negative regulation of DNA-templated transcription; positive regulation of viral transcription
Cellular component (GO): cytoplasm; nucleus
Molecular function (GO): transcription factor binding
Source: RefSeq, a predicted model, not a curated record